Molecule: messenger RNA, 750 nt
Organism: Geodia barretti
Lineage: Eukaryota; Metazoa; Porifera; Demospongiae; Tetractinellida; Geodiidae
Source: the annotation of a GenBank genome assembly
UUGACGACGACCCGCAGGAGACCCCAGCGUCCCAAGCUUGCUACCACAAAAAUCACUUCCCGCGUGGACACUACCCACGAUCUGUGGAAGGUGUGGAUCGAAAAGCCGGACGGAUUCCAGUUCAAGCCCGGUCAGUAUUGCACGAUAGGUGUCGACGGAAUCGAACGAGCCUACUCGAUCGUGUCCGCGCCAUUCGAAGACGAACUCGAACUGUUCGUAGAGCUCGUCCCCCCUCCGGACGGAAACCUCACCCCGCUUCUGCACGAACUGGGAGUAGGAAAGGCGGUCACGAUUCGUCCCCGCGCCAAGGGCAUCUUCGUCCUGAACCCCAGCCUCCCUCAACAGAUGUUCGUGGCAACCGUAACCGGUGUAGUUCCUUAUGUGAGCAUCAUCCGACAGUACCUCCACGAAGGCAGUUCAGGCCAUCACUUCCAUGUGCUGAUGGGCGCGAGCUACGCGGACGAGUUUGCCUACGAUGAGGAGCUGCGACGGCUGUCUGAGGAACACUCGGACCUAAUCACCUUCGUACCGACGGUCAGCCGUCCUGACGAAGAGCCGAACGCCAACUGGCACGGUGAGACCGGUAGGGUCAACACAAUCGUAGAAGCGUACGCCGAACGCAACGGGCUGACUCCUGAGGACACGAUCGUGUACGCCUGCGGACACCCCGGGAUGAUCGAGGAUGUCAAAGACCGGAUGAUCCCGAAGGGAUACAAGGUCGAAGAAGAGCGCUUCUGGAAGGACGACUGA